Danio aesculapii is the source of this 1767-nucleotide messenger RNA. RefSeq names its product cytochrome P450 20A1 (gene cyp20a1). The transcript is spliced from 13 exons. Lineage: Eukaryota; Metazoa; Chordata; Actinopteri; Cypriniformes; Danionidae. Gene Ontology annotation, molecular function: monooxygenase activity; oxidoreductase activity, acting on paired donors, with incorporation or reduction of molecular oxygen; heme binding. Bases 131 to 1522 code for a protein of 463 amino acids. Gene Ontology annotation, cellular component: membrane. The record is from RefSeq and is a predicted model, not a curated record.
UGUAGUCGAGUACCUAUCUAGAGGGGCGCAGGUUUCUGAUGGUUAUUGUAGACGUGGAUCGCCAGCUCGUAGUUCACUGAACUAUAUACAUAUGUUCAGGAAUAAUCUUGGACUUUUCUAAAAAGCAAAAAUGCUAGAUUUUGCCAUUUUUGCAGUGACAUUUGUCAUCAUUCUGAUUGGUGCCGUCCUGUAUUUAUAUCCGUCAUCUAGACGAGCCUCUGGUGUACCUGGACUAAACCCAACAGAAGAGAAAGAUGGGAAUCUUCAAGACAUAGUGAACAAAGGAAGUCUCCAUGAGUUUCUGGUGGGUCUUCAUGACGAGUUUGGGUCUGUGGCAUCUUUCUGGUUUGGGGCAAGACCAGUGGUCAGCCUGGGUGCUGUGGACCAACUGCGACAACACAUCAACCCUAACUGGACCACGGAUUCAUUUGAGACUAUGCUUAAGUCGUUGCUUGGCUAUCAGUCUGGUUCAGGAGUUGGACUGACCGAGUCCAUGAUGAGAAAAAAAGUGUACGAGGGAGCUAUCAAUAAAACCCUGGAGAACAACUUCCCUCUGUUGCUUCAGCAAGUUGAGGAGCUGGUUGACAAGUGGGCCUCCUAUCCUAAAUCUCAGCACACUCCUCUCUGUGCUCAUCUACUUGGAUUGGCUAUGAAAGCUGUCACUCAGCUGGCCAUGGGGAGUCGUUUUCAGGACGACGCUGAGGUCAUUCGCUUUCGUAAGAACCAUGAAGCGAUCUGGUCAGAAAUCGGAAAAGGUUAUCUGGAUGGAUCCUUAGAGAAGAGCUCCAGCAGAAAGGCCCAUUAUGAGAGUGCUUUGGCUGAGAUGGAGUCAGUGUUGAAGUCUGUGGCAAAGCAGAGGCCUGGACAAGGAUCCAGUCAGUCGUCUUUUGUUAACUAUUUACUACAGGCUAAUCUGACAGAGCGGCAGGUGAUGGAAGAUGGUAUGGUUUUUACUUUAGCCGGCUGUGUCAUCACUGCUAACUUGUGCAUCUGGGCAGUUCACUUCCUGUCAGUCUCUGAAGCAGUGCAGGACCGGCUCUAUCAUGAGCUUGUUGAAGUGCUCGGAGAUGAACCUGUUAGCUUGGAGAAGAUUCCACAGCUUCGAUACUGCCAGCAGGUGCUGAAUGAAACCGUCCGCACUGCUAAACUAACGCCCGUGGCUGCCAGAUUACAGGAGGUGGAGGGAAAGGUGGAUCAACACGUCAUUCCCAAAGAAACACUGGUUAUCUACGCCCUUGGUGUCGUCCUUCAGGAUGCAGAUACUUGGUCACUUCCAUACAGGUUUAAUCCUGACAGAUUUGCUGAAGAGUCAGUAAUGAAGAGCUUCUCGCUGCUUGGGUUUUCAGGAAGUCAGGCCUGCCCUGAAUUAAGAUUUGCAUACACAGUGGCCACAGUGCUGCUCAGCACACUGGUGCGCAGGUUGAGAAUGCACAGGGUGGACGGACAGGUGGUUGAGGCCCGGUAUGAGCUGGUGACCACACCUAAAGAUGACACCUGGAUCACGGUCAGCAAGAGAAACUGAACCACUCUCACAUCCCUGAAACAGCGCCCUCUGGAGGAUGGGAAUUACACAUGAAUAAUCACAUGGUUUACAUGCAGUGUGGUACAGCAAUUUAUAAGAUCAAAGCAAUGUCCAGGUUAUUAACACUAUUCGCCACAGUUUUUAGAGCUUCAUUCUUUUGAAAUGCGUCGGACAACAACAUUCCAGAAAUGAUCAGUGUUUAAUUGCAAUUUUCUAUACUAAUAAAAAAGAAGUGUGCUUCUGUC